Messenger RNA from Phoenix dactylifera (date palm), 4675 nucleotides. NCBI's taxonomy places the organism in Eukaryota, Viridiplantae, Streptophyta, Magnoliopsida, Arecales, Arecaceae. The record is from RefSeq and is a predicted model, not a curated record.
UUAUUUUCUAGAUCUGGCCACACUCACCCCCAACCUCCUCUUCAACAAUUUUGAGAUCUUAGUUCAUAUUUCUUACUUUUUUCAGUAACUUGAAAAAUAUCUGGCACUUGAAAGUGGUCCUCUGGAGCUCACUAUCCAUGAACCUGUUCUAAGAUAAGAGCCAACAAUAAAGUAUAAUCCUUGAGUCGAACAACAAAUAGAUGGGAUUUGCUUGAAUAGUUAAUGAAACCUUGCAGGUUGUUCUCACAACCAUCAUAGUUAUCUAGUCAAUCUCAUCUUUCUCCGAAGCAAACUUGUUCAUGUCUUUGCAUGAGCAGUAAGUCCUAAAAGGGGCACAACACAAACAAUAUGAAUCGAAAGGGGUGAACCACCAGACCAAAUAGUUGUCAUGAUUUUUUUUCUCUUUUUUGAAGGCCAUGUUCAUUGAUAACUUUUCUCCACCAGAUACUCUUAGUGUUCUCCCAGUUAUCUUGUCAAUGUCGUCGUUUUAGGAAGCAAAUGGUGUUCAUGACUUCAUGUUGUUGCAUGAGCAGCAAAUUCCAAGAAGUGAAACAGUGCUAAACUAUAUUAACUGAAAGGUGAACCACCGGAUUACAUAGGUUUGUCAGAAUCUCUUUGAUCUACUUUGCUUUGUCUAUAUAAAUUUUACCAUAUAUUCAAUAUCAGUAUAUCAGCUAGCUAUGUCAGUUAACAGUAGCUGCACGACCUUUCAGAUAUUCUUUAGUUCUUUCUAAUUUUAAUGUUUUAUGGGAAUUAAGUUUAUUCAUUCUUCUGAAGCUAUUCUAUCUAUCCUGCACUGGAUGCUCCCCAUCCAAAAAGGGUUCAUUAAAAACCAUACACAUAUGCAAGCUGCACUGAGGUGGAUCAAUCUACAGUCUGUUGGAGGCAAACUUUGUGAGACUUCCUGGAGUAUAUCAGCUGUCGUUAGUUUCUUUCUUAUUAGAUAGGUAAAUCAUGUUUGUUUGUUCAUUCCGUCAAAAGCUUGGUGUUCUAUCAUUGUUAGUUGUUUGUAUUUAUUCGUUUAUAUUAGCAAUGGGCAUCGAUGGUUUCUUGCCUCUUAUAUCCAUUUUUCUUUGCCUCCAUCUUCAGUGGGAAUCAGUUCAUUACUUGAAGAGUUAAUGUUCGUGUUUCUGAUUGUAAACUGUAUCUGCAGAAAGCUAGAGAAUACUGUUCAAGUACCAGGUCUAAAGGAUCAAGUACCAUUUCACUAGAGUCACGCUAUAAAUCUCCAUGAGGUAUGUUUCUUUCCUUUCUACAUUUGUGGUUGGAGGAUUGGCCCAUAUUAGUAUAUAUUCCAGACCCUACAUCAGGCUAAUCUUAGUUACAGUUUGUUGACAUCUAACCCUUGUGCUAUCACUGCUCUUUGCUCUGAUGAAUAGAUCACCCAAGGUAUGCCUAACAUGGCUUUACCUCCAUAAUCAUGUUUUCAUCCUUGUCAUCAUCAUCAAAAUUUUGUUUGACUUAGUUAUGAUGUUGGGACAUUAUAUGUUGCUUUGUCCUAUCAAUUAGGCUCCUAAGACAAUGUGUAAGAGAUGGCGGCAUGCCAGUGUCAGUGUCUUGUAGGCAUUCUUGACGCAUAAAGGCAACAUGGAAAGGGCUUCAAGGGGAUUUAUGUAAACAAGGUUUGAGAUGGGGGGGGGGGGGGGGAAUCUGAAUUGGAGAAUAUCGCAAGAAAGCCUGCUGAAAAACAUAUGUUAUAAAGGUUUCACGAAGGAUUAUGUAUCAAUGAAGUCGUAGUUUUAGUCUGCGUUGUCAAGGAGGGUGAGCCUUGGCGUAAAAUAUUGCACCAUUCUGACUUGAAGGUCGUAAGUUCGAAACAUGGAAACAACUUCUUUGCAUGUAAGCAACAAUCAUAGAUUUAUAUGUUCAAGAAUCAUAGAUGGUUUGCAUCUAUAAUUGCUUUUUUCCACAUCCGGAUGCAAGUUUGGAUGCAAGUCUCUUAGCUGGGCUGAUGGAGAUGCAGCCCCUCUGUGAACACUCAAACCCAGGAGAUCGGGAUGCAAGUUUCUUAGCUGGGCGUAUGGAGAUGCAGCCCCUUUGUGAAGACUCAAAACCCAGUAUGGAUGGGUGUGGGCACUACUGGCAUUACCCAGUUCUGUUUAGUAUCAGUUCAUUUCCUCUCAAGAGAAGCCAUCCCUAUUUACAAAAUCAUCCAAACUCAUGCAUGCAUGCAUAUAUUGAACUUUGUAAUUAAGAAAACCAUCUGUUCUUCCUGAUUUUGCUUAGAAAUUAAAAGAUCGCCCGAAGUCUCCGUUCUCCUUGGUUUUGCCUUGCUGAUGAAUGAGAUUAUCACAGCAGCGCAUGGAUGCAUGCAUAUGACAGGAGAUAGAAGGAAUGUAGCAUCCAAACUCGAAAGGCAGAUAGAAUCAUCGCUUCGAUCUUGUUUCUACUAUUUGCUCAGCCAAAAACCCUUUCAUAAUUCGAUCUUAUGUCUCUGUUGGGAGCUAAGUUAUGUCGACAAUCACAGGCUGAAAUGCACAUAAAUAAUUACUUAAUGAUGCAUGGGUUAGAUAAUAAUUGGAGGAAAAAAAAAAGAAGAAAAGAAAAAGUCCCUGCCAUGCUGCAUAUCUAGAUGGGAAAGACAAAACAAUACAACUUACCAUGCUCAAAAUUUGAGGGAAAACUCAAAAAAUAAACCUAAUCACUAAUAUGCGUAAAGAAAUUUUGUGCAGUAUACAUGCAGGUAAAACUAAUUUAUUAUCAAAUUGCAUCAAGUUUCAUCGAAGCAGCGCUUCGUCGAGCUGGAACUUUCUGGGCUUGGACUAAGACAACGCAAUCCAAUUAGGUUCAAUUCUUCGCCCACUUCGCCUGGUAGAAUCUCCAGUGGGCUCUUCUGGAGAUCCGACACAACUACACAAUGCUGUAAUGCUCCCUCCUGCUUGUCUGCUGAUGCUCUGAAAACUUAAAAAAGUUUUCUUUCUUCUUCCUUCUAGAUGAUGGCUGAGAAAGUCUUUUCUUGAUCAAAAAGCACAAGCAACAAGUAGAUCUACGUAGAUGACUUGUAAUAUAACACCCUCUUUGUUCAACAAUUUCUGCAAUGAAGAUAGACUUUGCUAACCAAAUAGCUAUUGGUGACCUCAUCAAACAGGGAAAGAUAUUAAAAGAAUUGUCCUCAUUAAUGUUAGAAAAUUUUGCCCCUUUGCAGGCAAAUCCAUAUAUUUACAAAGAAAGAAAGAAAGAAAGAAUAUCCCAGGUGAGGUUCGUUUAUUCAAAGCUACAAUUCUACCUGAUCUCCCUUGCUCAACCCAUUUGCCAACUAAAACACAUGCACAAAACUAGAGGCGGCUCUUUCAAAAUCAAUAUAUUAUGGUCAAGAAAUCUCCCCUCUCAUUUCCUUCCACCUUCCUCUUUAACUCAUUCAGCUCCCUUUCCCCAUAAAAAAGUCCCCACCCCAACCUGGCUUUAUCUUGAUUCCAAUUCGCUGAAAGUAGGAGAAGCCUAUCAGGAGCAGGAAAUGGAAGUGGUGCGAAUGGCACCAACCCUAGAUUUCCAUUUCCAGAGUGCAUCAACCUCGCCAUAUGUGAGCGCUCCGUCGAGCCCGAAGGCCUUCGGCAACCCCUCCGACCACUACUUCUACGCCAGCGCCCCCACUAGCCCAUCUCGAGCUGCAGCCAUCUAUGCCCAUUUCUUUGACUGGGAGAACAAACCUAGCAGGCCAAAGCUGGAUGGCGAUGAUGAUGAUGAGGAGCAGGAGGAGGAAUUUGACUUCGCUGUUGGUUUUGAUAGGCGGCUCCAGAAGAAAGCGCCGACGACAAAUCUCGCCGCCGCCGACGAGCUCUUCGAGAACGGGCGCAUUCGGCCUUUGAAGCCUGCUCCCCAUCUCCAUCAUCCUACAAACGAUGAUGCUAGCGGUAGGACUUUGCAAGGAGGAGGAGGCUGGAGCUCUCCUCAGGUGGUUUUAGAGGAAGUGGUGAAAGAUAGAGGGAGGGCUCCCUCUACUGUUUCCACCACUUCUGCAAGAAGUAGGAGAGGGUCGAGAUCUCUCUCUCCUAUCAGUAGAGGAGAUGGGGACUUUCACAAGUCCCUCACCUCCUCCUCCUUCUCCACCACGACCACCACUGCCACCGCCGCCGCCGCCACCACCACCACCUCUUUGAUAAAGAGUGGUGGGAGCAAGAAGUGGAAGUUGAAGGACUUGCUCCUAUUCAGGAGCGCAUCAGAAGGACGUGUGAGUGGGAGAGGAAGCAAAGAUCCUCUACGCAAGUACACCAGGCUCUCAUCUCCACGAUCACUGCUGCCAUCUUUGUCCAACAAGCGAAGGUCGGGAGGGGAGGAUGUAAAGAACUCCAGCUCCAAGCCAAGUGAUAAGAAUGGUUCGGUGAGAAGAGGAAGCUCGCAGGCCGUCUCCGCCCAUGAGAUGCACUACACCGUGAACCGUGCGGCGUCGGAGGACCUGAAGAAGAAAACACCUCUGCCUUUCCACCGCCAUGGACUCUUCGGUUGCCUCCGCUUCAACCCAGCCAUCAACAGCAUCGCCAGAGGAUUUAGUAGCCACUCGUUCUCUAGGGGACGCUCCUAAUCACUGAUCAUGCUGAAAUGCUGCCAUGAUCAGGAAAAGAAUUAUUGUUCUUUCAUAAAUUUUUGUUAUUUGUUCAUUUUUGUUAAUAUCAAUGAGAAAUUGUGAUCUAUCUGAUAUUAAUUAUAUAAAUCUGGAGAGGUUGUUGUCUAUUGUUUA